AUGGAUAACGACACGGACAGCCAGACGGAUCAGCCCGCGAGUCCGACAGGGAAUGUUGCCGCGACGGCCUCACCUAACGACCCGGACCAUAGCCAUGCCCCUUCACCUGAUCCGCCAUCUACUCGCCCAAAUCCCUUUGAUGACAGUGAUCUUUCCGCCCGCAAGAGGCGUCGAACUUCGGGCUCUGCGUCACCCCCACCAUCAGCAUCAGCAUCAGCAUCAGUAUCCGCAUCCGCAUCCGCAUCCGCAAGCCCGGGCGCAUCGACAUCUGGGAAAAUAUCCACAGACGAUAAGUCGGCCGUCAAGAGAUCCAGCACCAGUACAAUGAUCAUGGGCCAACAGUCUAAAAAUACAGGGACGCCUUCUGCAGAAAAAAUUGAACUUCCAUGUACUCCAAGAACACCAACAGACAGCGCAAAAAGCAGUAGCCCAACACCGCUAUCCUCCAGCAAGGUUACCAUCAAUCUGAGAAAAGUCGCCGACCCUGCUACUGACUCCGCAGAAACUUUUCUGCCGUCAUUGAGUAACGACGAGGCUCUCCCGGUUAUCUCAAACGUCACCGGCGAUGGCCAACAAAAGAUGACUGUGGAGGAGUCGCAGCGCGCCAGGUCUGGAGAGGAAACUGCCCAAAUGUCGGAUUCCGCAAGCCCACCAGUUGAACUAAUCGCUAUCUCUGACGAUGAAAACGAAGAAAGCGACGAUGAAAUGGCCUUUUCCGUUGACGAAAAGGCUACUGGAAUUCUGAGUCGCGAGCUGGUGCCUCUUGACCCUACUCCGCAAUUUCCUUAUAUCCAACGCAAUGAAGAGCCAUCCCUGCCGCUCCUUCGAUUUAUUCAUCACUUCAAAGCUGAUUCCCCUAUUAAUCCUGAAGCUCUUAUAUUACUACAAGCUUGGAUCCAAGAUUAUCUGAAGUUUGCCAGAAAUGCCGAGAAGUCGACGGUGCUGGACUCUCGGCAAGCAAAUAAAAGGUUCUGGUUAAUGUUCCCUGAGGCAAUGCUACAGUUGUUACUAAGAAGUUCCGAACUUGUCAGGUCAUCGGAGCUGCGCAGUACCAUAAUCGGGGUCUAUUCUACAUUUGCCUGUUUAACGGCCCGCAUGGUUGCUCUGGACAUUCUGGUGCUUCAAGAAAUGCAGUCGACCAUCGGAGUGACCAAUCAGGAGCCUCCCGACCUAUACUCCGCAAAGUACCUCCAACAGCUUCAUGACAUAAUAGUCACCGAUGUGUCCUCAACAAAUGCCGGCGAAGAGAGAUCCCUUGGCUCGGAAUGGGUUCAAAAUGAAGUCGGGUCGUUCCUACUUACUAAAUUGCAAUCGAGCCAAGGUGGCAGCGUGUCUGCCUUCGCGCAUUUGGCAGCUGCCUUGACAGCCCUUGUCCCAAAGUUUCCAAGACUGUUGGAACAUUUGGCAGCCAUCGCAAAGAUUCUAAGCAGUUGUUUGCGAGAAUCCGUACGAACACUCGUCACAGGGGGCGACCGAAUCGCACAAGCACAGAGCCAAUUGGAGAUAGGGACCACUAUUUGGGACAACAUCUCGACUUGUUUGGAAAAGGUAAUUGAGAAACACGUUACUCAAUUAGGUGUUGAAACAGCUACAAGUCUAAUACAAGCUUUGACGGAUGUUUUGAAGUGGACGCUGCGUGGAGAACACAGCUCAGCAUUCGACACUGCGCGCCAACACCUGCAAAAAUAUCCCGACCUACCUUAUGUUAAUGGAUUUGAAGCGGUUGCAUGGCAAUGGAGGCUCGGCAUUUUGGACCGUUUAAUUCGUUCUAGUCAAAUGCAGCUUCGUGUUAUGGCCAUUACAAGGCUGUGCAACGACCUCGUAUCAGUAUGGAAAAGCACCAUAGACGCCGGUGAUGAAAGCAGCAACAGAUUUCUGGCAUUUAUUGGGGAGUGUUUACUGGAGACUCGGUUGAUCGAUUAUAUAUUGGGUCCGAAUUGUCAUCCUGAGAUUAUUGUCGAGAGCUCGAAUGUGUUAGGGUUUCUGAUCGUUACCAAGCUCUACAAACAGCACCACACCGAUCGUCUAUGGCAGAGUCUCAUGCUCUGUCAAGAUCCUCGCAUUACAGAGGCCUUAACACGUAUGGUAAUAAGUAUAACCAACCUGUUCGACUACGAUGGUUUGCUAGGCUGGUGUCAAAAGUUCCAAACAAUGCCACUUGAAGCGUUCUCGCCGGCAAUACGCACUCUUUGGGACAAUGUCAUGAAUGACCUGAUAUCGAAAUGUCAAUCAGAGCGUCAAACACCGUCAUUCGAGCCCUUAGACCUCUGCUUGAGACUAUUAAGGGAAGCCUCAGUUUGCACGGCGGGAUCGCGAGUAGCCGAUCCCGAUUUACAAAUGGUUGCCAUACAAAAAUUGAGAGAACUUUUGAGCACCGCACGACCCGAUGAUCUGGACAUUUUGUACCUGAGCUGUCUAGAUGACAUAGCCAAGAAGUCGCCUACAGCACUGGGAAGUUUGUGGUGCUUGUCCAUGUCCAUGCGGGGAAACAUCCCGAACGAAGUCGAGAACCUUACAAAGAAUCACGACCUUGCGAGGCUUCUUGUAGAGGAACUAGCUCAUGCAGUCCAUGCAGGGCAACAGGCGGGUGCGUUUGCCGUGAUAUCCGGCGCGCCCAACGGACCUAGAAGGGAUCUAAUCGCCAGCAUUAUCCAAUUUCAGCCGGCAGCUUUGAAUAACGGGCUAGGCGCCAUAUUGUUGGAUAUCAUUGUGGGUCCGAAAUCACCCUGUCUCGAUGACCGAAAAGCUGGCUGGUAUGUCAUCACAAACGUGAUGAGAAAGGUAUCAAUGAAGAACGCGUUUUUGCAAGCUUGCUUCUCCAGAUACCUGCCUGGCCUUCCAGCUUCUUGUUUCUCAGAUGGCAUGCUUGAUUUCGUUCGAGAACGAGUCUUGUGUCUGGCCGUGGAUGGCAGUAACUUUGCCUUGGAUGACGCAGAGGCGCUCUCGCACAGUGGUAUCGAGCAGCUGUGGCGGAUCAUUCUAGAAGCCGAAGACCCCCUCUUGGUGUCUCGGGCUAUCUCCACGCUGGCAGUCGAUCUAUACUUGGAAAGUAAUGCUAUCAAGUCAUAUUCGGUCUGUCGGUCGAGGAAGGUGCACAUAUCGCUGGUCAAUCGAUGCUUAAACCAGAUGAAACAUGCCGCUAAGAAGCUUAACGGAUCCACCGAGUCUGUCAUCGGGGAUGACGAUGAAUCAAUGGUGAUUGUUGCAACCACUGAGGAGAUCCAGCUACAAGAGCGUGUUUUCAGACGCUCUCUCCAGUUGAUGAGGUUCUUUCUGGAGAAAUACCAGGUGCACGGCCGGUUUUCCGUUGCGGACUUCAGACCGUUGAUGUUGGCGACGGUAGAAGAGAUACAAGGCGAGUCAGCAUGUUUACAGUAUCAAGCCUUUGACAACUUGAACCGCUCCGACAUUAAGCCUUUAAGCAUUGGCCUUGGGAACUCCAUUGCUUCCCUUUUAACUUGUCUAAAAAACUCGACCGGAUUUGACAAUUACCGCAUAUAUUAUCGCGGACAGCCGCUCCUUCCCAAAGAACAUCAAACUACGAAAUCUUUAGAAGAGCUUGGCAUACGUGAUGGAUUCAUUCUGGUCAAACAGGAAGAAGGUAGUGCAUCACUUGCAGGAUAUAUACGCCCUGGUUCAUCGCCACUAGAGAUUGAAAUUCUGUGCCACUUUCAAGAUUUGUGGGAAUAUUUGAGCAUGAGAGAGAAAUUGGCUGAAGAAGUUUACGACUUUCUUGUGAAGCUUCCGGCGGAUGGCCACUUCAUGCUGCAGUUUGAAUCGGAUCAGCAUGAUCAUUCGAAAGUAUUCCUCAAAGGGCAAGCGUUUCAGACACUAUAUGGCCUCCAUGCCCUAAUUGACUAUAUUGAGGCUGCUCAGCAUUCUGCAUUCACAACGAGUCACGAUGAAGAUUCCGUGGGGGCCACGCUGACAUCCUACCAAAAGGCCCUCGUGAGGGGCUUGCGACUGAUUGUCAAGGCUAUAGGUGAUCCCGAGACGCUAGAUGAAAUGCCGGCUGUCCAGCAGCUACGAAUUGGAGCUGCAAUUCUGCAAGUUUUCGUGAAGCUGUUCACAGAAGCUACCAGGUACAAAACGUUAUUGGAGCUUGGCGAUGACGUGCUGCCACAUCCUACUCGCCUCGUAGACAUCCUAACCAAGGUGGAAGGCGACACAGGUGACACGAGCUUAGCAUUGAUAGAAAGUGCAUGCACAGCAGUCUUACGCGUGGGCUCUGUGAACCAGGAAUUUUGGAACACAGUCGUAACAUCCACCACUUUUCUAGACAUUAUGAAGAACUUUCUGUUGAAAGAUACUCGAAAGGCGGUGAGACAAACGAUUGUUGAACUCAUCGAGGAUAUCACGGGCCCACAAACUCAGCUCUUAACACCUGAAAGCGGCCACUCUGUUUACGGCAACCAGGAAACCAGACCCGUUUUGCUUUCCAUCUGUACCGCUCUGAUCGAGGGCCUGCCACUUUGCCUCAUCCAUCAGUCUCAGCCUGAGGAGUAUUUCAGAGCACUGCUUCAUCUGGUCGCUCGUGCAUCCACGAUGACUUCUCAAGCGUUGGAUAUUGACCUUCUCGCAGCAGUGGCACGGGACCUCUUGUUAAAGCAUACCUGCAUAGAAACAAUCGAUCGACCGGAUGUAGCAGACCCAAUCGCAGCUGGUCUUGUGGCAGUGCUGCACAUUUGUGUUCAGAAUAGUCAAAGUCUCAGCACGUCUAAGAACUUUGAUGAAAACACAAUAUCUCGGUUAUUUUGGCGCCAUCUCUUCCCAAGGAAACGACGUGGUGACAAGGACUGCGUUCCUCAAGUGAUUCUCAACUCGAGCACGCGGAGGAAGCUCUACGAUAUAGUUUUCCGCUGCGUAAGAUGCGAUAUAAAUUCUUUCGUUCACAUGCUUAAUACGUUGAACGGUCUUGUGCCAUUUUACGUGGAAGAGCCUGAUGACCCUUAUCUCUACGAUCUUCCGUAUCAAUUUGAUCGGUCUAGAGCAAUCCGAGCCCCGUGUGGAUAUGUUGGACUGCGAAACCUCUCCAACACCUGCUAUCUAAAUUCGCUCCUCACUCAGCUGUUCAUGAACACCCAAUUUCGAAGGUUCAUCAUGUCUGUCGCUGUGCAAGACCCACAAGCAUCACAGCAGCUACUCUUCUAUACCCAGAAGCUAUUUGGUUAUAUGCAGGAGAGCUACCAACGGUUUGUGGACCCAUUUGAUGUGGUGACCUCGAUAAGGACGUAUGAUGAUACCCCCAUUGAUAUUCAUAAUCAGAUGGAUGUUGACGAGUUUUACAACUUACUUUUUGAUCGAUGGGAAGGGCAGCUGCUCAACAAGGAUGAUAAGAAACAAUUGCGUUCAUUUUUUGGGGGCCAGUUGGUCCAGCAGGUGAAAUCCAAGGAAUGCCAACAUAUCUCGGAGCGUCUCGAGCCAUUCUCGGCUAUUCAAUGCGACAUCAAAGGCAAAGCCACGCUUGAAGAAAGUCUCCAAGCUUAUGUGGACGGCGAGGUGAUGGAAGGUGAAAACAAGUACAAGUGUUCGACAUGCGACCGUCAUGUUGAUGCAGUGAAGCGAGCGUGCUUGAAAGACGUGCCGGAUCACCUCAUAUUCCACCUCAAGCGUUUUGAUUUCAACUUGCGAACCUUGCAAAGGAGGAAAAUUAACGACUACUUCACGUUCCCCCAGACUUUGGACCUUGCCCCAUACACAGUCGAGUAUCUUAACGCCGAGAAGGGUGCAACUCGGAGCGACAUUUUCGAAUUAGUUGGAAUCCUCGUCCAUUCGGGAACAGCUGAAUCCGGACACUACUAUUCCUACAUCCGAGAGAGAGGAGCUUUUGGUCGAUCAAGUUGGGUUGAAUUUAAUGACGACUCUGUACUUCCAUGGGAUCCAUCCCUGAUGGAAAGCGCAACAUUUGGUGGCCCAGACCCUCAGUCGUCCCUCCACGACAUGAAUGGUAUCAUUUAUGACAAGACUUACAGCGCCUAUAUGCUUUUCUAUCAGCGUGCAUCAUCUCUAUAUCAUGAUUCACUAUCUGGCAAUGCGACGAUCAACGGCCGUCCACCAUCUGUUGAGGUCCCGGUUCCAUUGAAGGAGCAUAUUCUGAAUGAGAAUAAGGUGCUGCUUCGCCGACAAUGCCUCUUUGAUCCGGGCCACAGUGUCUUUGUGCAGCAAUGUUUCGGCCACUCCAUUUAUCUCGGAGAAAGUCAGGCGGCCAAGUCUCGCGCGUCAAAGAAUGAUGUUGAAAAUGACGAGUUGGGAAGGCAUGCCGGUUCUGAUCUAGAUACUUCGACCCACACCUUGCAGAACUUGGCCAUGGAAGUGUCUCUGUCUCAUUUCGAUCAAGUGGUUUCCAGAACCAAGGACUCCAUCCUGAUGGAAUCUUUUGCUUCAAUGUUGAAAUCUGCCGUUACAAAGUGCUACGAUUGCGCACUUGCAUUUUACAACUACUUCCAUGUGCGCCAUGGGGCUUUUCGCUCGUUGGUCCAGCGAAACCCGGAUCCAGAUAUCAGAAGCUUUACUGGUAAGACGCUUGUACUUGCGGCCUCCAAGAUUCGAAGCGGUCUUCCGCGACUUUACCAUUGCCCAGUCCCAACAAGAACCGACUCCAGCCCAGCUAGUAUGGAUAGCGAGGAUGACUGGGACGAUUCAGAGCCGCCACCGUCAGUAUUACAAGGAAUCAUGAGCAUCUUUAACCACCUUUGGAGAUUCUUUUAUGUACAUAUAAGGUCCUGGGACGAAUAUUUCGGCACGGUGCUCGCCUUUGCCAGACUUGGAGAACUUGAGGUUGGCCAUCUCUUGGCAGACAAUUACUUGCUCAAACUACUCCAUAUUAUUAACGCGGAUCCGUCAAUGGAGUUGCAGCCCAAUUAUCAGCGCAUGGUUAAUAACCUAAUGCGGCGCUUCAACUCUAAGCCGGCAUCCUACACUGCGAUUCUGGCACUCAUUGACUACCUCAUGGCACAGCUGGAACCUAAGUUGAGUGCAGAUGUGAUUGUGGACGAGGCAGAGGAUCGACGCAAUGCACGAAAGCCCUUCCCAUGGACAUCGGAGGAAGUCCAGGCUGUUCACAACCACCCUGAUAGCCCUGCGACUAGUUUUUUCACGGAAAAACUCUUGGAGACGGAUCAGGCACCAGAGCCGACAAACAGCAUUAUUGGACGAUUGGUCGAGAGCGGAGAAGAAUUGGAUCUCAGGGUAUUCAACACUCUCCGGAAGAAAAUCCAAGGGGAGACGACAACGCAGCCAAUGGACUCGUCCAUCAGGGCAGCUGGGCGGUAUGCUGAAUGCAGUGAAUCGCUGGAGAGAGUGCAUAUCCUCAUUAGGCAUAUUUGCGCACAAGCACGCAGUCUCCAACACAAUGAGGGAUCUACGUUCUUGGGUUUUGUGGACUUGAUGCUGCGCUCUUGCCGACCCAACGAGAGUCUGGCUCUUACACGUAGAAGCUACAUUAUUCAGGCGAUCCCUAUGUGGGCACCGUAUCUGCUAGUGUACGGCGACGAGCACACAAGGGGCGUAACAGAGCGGCUCAUCAACGAUAGGCUCUUUUCGCCCGUAGGACUCAACGUACUUGAUGGGCAGGACGACAAUGCUGCUCUAGAGCCAGAGACUUUAGAGCACGUUAUCCGACAGCUCGGAAUCAAGUGCCUAAUGUACCUCCGAGACGUCCAUGUAAGGGGAAGAAUACAGCUUGAGCGCAAUGCAGCAGGCAACAUUCUACGUGUCAUUGGUUACUGCGUUCCAUUCUACGAGGGAAGCGACGAAAUGAAUGACUAUGCAGACGACAGCGCCGAGUUUCGGGCCAUUCAAGGGGAAAUAACAAGCCCCCUGCAAAGAUUGCUUGUGGACGAAAUUGAGGAUGAUGGGUCUGAGUGGGAUGGCUCAUGUGGCUCAUCGGAAUUCAUGGAUGCCAACAUAGGCGCGUUGGCACAGACAGGACAUCAUCUACAUGACUAA
Messenger RNA from Metarhizium robertsii ARSEF 23, 7947 nucleotides. Its product is annotated as ubiquitin carboxyl-terminal hydrolase. Lineage: Eukaryota; Fungi; Ascomycota; Sordariomycetes; Hypocreales; Clavicipitaceae. Bases 1 to 7947 code for a protein of 2648 amino acids. Gene Ontology annotation, molecular function: cysteine-type deubiquitinase activity; cysteine-type endopeptidase activity. The record is from RefSeq and is a predicted model, not a curated record. Gene Ontology annotation, cellular component: cytosol; nucleus. Gene Ontology annotation, biological process: protein deubiquitination. The transcript has 10 exons.